This is a messenger RNA of Anastrepha obliqua, 4258 nucleotides long. RefSeq names its product putative ATP-dependent RNA helicase DHX57. Lineage: Eukaryota; Metazoa; Arthropoda; Insecta; Diptera; Tephritidae. The record is from RefSeq and is a predicted model, not a curated record. The coding region runs from base 174 to 4019 and encodes 1281 amino acids. Gene Ontology annotation, molecular function: metal ion binding; ATP binding; RNA binding. Gene Ontology annotation, cellular component: intracellular anatomical structure. The transcript has 8 exons.
GCACAUUUGGUUGUUUUUUUAUUCUUCAAUCUCUCAAUUUAUUUACUAUUUCCGUUAUUUCACCAGCAAACGAAACGAACUGGCAUAAACCCCAGCUGAACUGUAUAUAAAAAUAAAGUAAUUGUUAACGCACCCAAAAAUUCAGUUGUAUAUAGUUAUAUAUCUGCACCAUUAUGGAACCAGAACAAGAUGAAAGCUGGUAUCUACGCCCUCUUUGUGAUCCAAGAACAACUAAUGUUCCUGUGCAAACUACACCUGCCAAGGUUGCUAUCAAGACCGAACUCCAAGAGUUACGGCUCUCUGAAGCGUCACAAAAAAUUACAAUGGAAACGCUGCGUGCAAUACAUGGUCCAGAUUUUCGAUUGAAUGAUGCAUCAGUGUAUAGUGACCGCGGUGGUCAUAUGAAAAAAGCAUACUGGGAAGACCGUGGUUCGUUGGUGGUGCACAGCGUUACGAACUUUUCAGCUAGUAGUGAAAAGGCUGAAACACCCGAAGAUCGCCUACGUCGUUUCGCUUUGCUAAAAUUGGAAAACUACGGGUUCGCCCCUUUGCAUUGUGUUGAAGCCUUUGAAUAUUGUAAAGGUGAUACGGACGCCGCUUUGUUACUGCUUUAUAGCAAAUAUAUGCGGAUAUCAAAUGCGCAUUCGGAUGAGUCGAGCGAGUUGCUUAAUAGCAGCAUUAGCAAAGAAGAUCUGCUGGAAAUGCGAAAUGAUGAAAAGUUGGCACUAGAAUCUAUUUAUGACGACAUUUUUGAAGAAAAAGAAAAAAAUACGGUUUGGAGCUUGAAAUUCAAAAUUGAACAUUUGCUGAUUCACAGCCCAUCCGAGCGACGAAAACGUGCGGACGCAAAAGAUCAACCCUCCAAACCAAAGGCGAAACAAACAGUAAAUGGAAAAGCGCGUUGUCGUAAUUUCGACCGUGACGGCACCUGUAAAUUUGGCGGUAAAUGCCGUUUCGCACAUGUAGCACCCCAAACGAGUGAAGAGGAAUGCCAGGUUAAGAAGAAAGAAGGUUUUCUGAAUGAAAACGAUGAAGACAAUUCGUUCUUCCUGGAAAUACGCUUCCCACCUGAUACCAAGUAUCCUUAUGAAGCACCAUACAUCUACCUCAAAACAACAUGCCACGACUUGCCACGCGAUGUAUUACUACUUGUGGCGCGCCGUUUAUAUCGCGAGGCACGCAAUAUUUGUGCCGAUGGCAUGGGUUGUAUAUACAGCAUAUGCGAGGCUCUGCAAAACGAGGAGGCAUAUUCACAAUUACCAAUGGGGGACACCUAUCCAUUUCCCUCGGACGCAAAAUCACUUUUCGCCAGCGAUGUGGGAAUUGAAACUACCACCAAUGGCGCUGUGCCUGAAGUGCUGCCGACACAUUACGAACGCGGUCAAACAUCGCAUACGGAACAGGAGCGCUCAUCCAAACAAACAGAGAAUGAAGAUCGUGUUUUGAUGCGAAGAUUCUUGCAACGCCAGGAAGACGAACGGUAUCGUAAAAUGAUGAGUGGACGUCGUAAUUUGCCAGCGUUUGAGAAAAUGCUUGAGAUAUUACAAUUAAUGGAAACCUCACAGGUCAUUGUGAUAUCGGGCGAAACUGGUUGUGGCAAGUCCACUCAAGUGCCUCAAUUCAUACUCGAUAAUUGGCUAUUUCGGGCAUCUAAACUCAGCGACUGCAAAAAGAUGCCACACGUCGAAGUAGUAUGCACGCAACCGCGUCGACUUUCAGCCAUUGGUGUUGCAGAGCGUGUCGCUGAUGAACGUACCGAGCGUGUCGGACAAACAGUAGGCUAUCAAAUACGACUAGAGAACAAAAUUUCAUCUUGCACUCGUUUAACUUUCUGCACAACGGGUAUACUACUGCGUCGCCUCUCCGCCGAUCCGCUGCUUAGUAGCGUGACGCAUGUCAUCGUCGACGAAGUGCACGAACGCAGUGAAGAAUCCGAUUUUUUACUUAUGAUUCUUAAAGAUCUGCUUAAAGAGCGGCCAGAUCUUAAAGUGAUACUCAUGUCAGCCACACUAAAUGCCAAAUUAUUCUCGGAGUACUUUGGAGGAGCACCCGUGCUGGAUAUACCAGGACGUACAUUCCAUGUGGAGCAAUUGUUUCUUGAGGAUAUACUUGAAGUUUGUGAUUAUGUAAUGGAAUGUGAUUCACAAUAUUGUCGUAAAAUAACUAAAAAAGAGGAGGAAGAACUGAUGCGUGAAUUGGAAUAUUCAGAUGUCAAAUCCGAGAAUGCAGUACCUGCAAAGAGCAUCAAAGAUGACAAGCUCACAUUGGCGCAGAUGUAUGGGCGAUAUGGCGAUUAUUCGAAGAAAACUUGCAAAAGUAUCUACCUCAUGGAACCAAUGAAAAUCAAUCCCGAAUUGGUGGAAUCUGUGCUUAAAUACAUUGUGGAAGGUGAGCAUGACUGGCCCAAAGAAGGCACGAUUUUGGUUUUCUUGCCAGGUCUGCAGGAAAUUCAGUCGGUGCAUGAAGCACUCGCUGAUAGCGCUCUCUUUGGAAACAGAAGCGGAAAAUUCAUCGUCAUACCGCUGCACUCAUCCCUCUCCAGCGAAGAGCAAUCGUCUAUUUUCCGUCCUGCACCCAAAGGCAAACGAAAAAUCGUGCUUAGCACCAACAUUGCUGAAACCUCGCUCACUAUCGACGAUUGUGUGUUCGUUGUUGACUAUGGCCUAAUGAAGGAGAAGAGUUUCGAUGCCAAUCGCAAUAUGGAGUCAUUGGAAUUGGUAUGGGUGUCGCGCGCUAAUGCAUUGCAACGCAAAGGGCGUGCAGGUCGUGUCAUGCCCGGUGUUUGCAUACAUCUAUUCACAGGUCAUCGUUUCAGGCAUAAUUUCCUAGCGCAACCAGUGCCGGAAAUACAUCGGGUGCCAUUGGAGCAACUGGUGUUGCGCAUUAAAACGUUGCCUUGCUUCAGCGCAAAGAAUACACUUGAAGUGUUGGGUCGCACGCUUGAACCGCCUACUGAGGAAAAUAUCCUAUCGGCUGUGCGCAGAUUGCAAGAUGUGGGUGCUUUGGAUGAAACGCAGAACUUGACUUCGCUGGGUCACCACUUGGCAGCGCUGCCGGUCGAUGUGCGCAUCGGUAAGCUGAUGCUAUAUGGUGCAAUCUUCCAAUGUUUGGAUAGUGUGCUAACAAUCGCGGCGUGCCUGAGUCACAAAUCGCCAUUCGUGAGUCCCUUCAACAAGCGCACGGAAGCGGAGAAGCGCAAACGGGAAUUUGCCAUUUGCAAUAGUGACCAUUUGACGAUGUUAUUGGCUUAUAAGAAAUGGCUGGAAGUGUCGCGUCGCAACUUUUACGCCAGCCGCAACUAUGCCGAUGAACACUUUCUCUCUUUGAAAACGUUGGAAACCAUUUCAGAGGUGAAAUAUCAGUUCUUAGAACUGCUCGUUUCGAUUGGUUUCGUGCCCAUUAAUAUACCCAGAAAACGCAAGAAUGACGGCGAUAAGAUACUUGAAUUAACUGGCACAGACUUGAAUGUGAAUGGUGAUAAUAACCGCUUGCUAAUAUCUCUGCUCUAUGCAGCACUUUAUCCCAACAUUGUAAAAGUACUCACGCCCGAACGCAGUUACAUUUCGACUGUUGGGGGUGCAAUGGCUAAAAUGAACUCGGCAAGAGAUUUGCGUUUCAAGACACGCCAAGAUGGAUUUGUCGCCAUACAUCCAUCAUCCGUGAAUUCCGUUGUAGGCAGCUUUCAAACGCCAUUCCUCAUCUAUCAGGAGAAAGUAAAAACAUCACGCAUAUUCAUACGUGAAUGCUCCAUGUUGCCGCUAGUGCCCUUGGUGCUAUUUGCGGGCAGCGAUUUUAAAAUCGAAUUACAUGGCGGCGAUUUCCUCUUUCUGCUCGAAGAGGGUUGGAUUAUAUUGAAGGCACACACGCAUGAAACCGCCGAGAUGAUACAGUGCUUGCGUUUGGAAUUGCUUAAGCUGUUGGAGGAAAAAAUCAGCGACCCAUGUCUCAAUUUGCUAAAUCACGAAAACGGAUUGAAGAUAAUUAAAACAAUUGUACAUCUUAUAACGAAUAAUAAUUAAGUAGAAGCAUGUGUGCGUCUGUGUGUGAGUACUUAUCUAUUAGCUAAUCUGUCUGUGCGUGCGAGUGUUUGUGUGUUCUAAGCAAAAUCAAGCGAAAGCGAUUUUUGCAAUGUGUGAUAAGAUUUUGUAAAAAUUUGUAAUGCGCUUUUGAGUUUUUCAUAUAAUUUUACUAACUUAAAUAUGAAAAUUUACAAUGCACUAGCAAACCGUUCGUAUAAAAAUGCAUUAUUUUAUCUUCA